Molecule: messenger RNA, 162 nt
Organism: Prunus dulcis (almond)
Lineage: Eukaryota; Viridiplantae; Streptophyta; Magnoliopsida; Rosales; Rosaceae
Exons: 1
Coding region: 1-162 (53 amino acids)
Source: RefSeq, a predicted model, not a curated record
AUGAAUCGGAACUUGAGUGCGUUUGUGAUUGGAAUGGUGGGUGCAGCAAUGACCUUGUUUGCUUAUUCUCAGACUCUGGUGUCUCCAAAUCAGUCCAUCGCAAUCGGCCUCCUUGUUCUCAUGUUUGGUUUGCUGAUCAAGGAAGGUUUUAUAUCUCUGUAG